Messenger RNA from Letharia lupina, 1269 nucleotides. RefSeq lists its product as uncharacterized. Bases 1 to 1269 code for a protein of 422 amino acids. Gene Ontology annotation, molecular function: heme binding; iron ion binding; monooxygenase activity. The record is from RefSeq and is a predicted model, not a curated record. The transcript is spliced from 5 exons. NCBI's taxonomy places the organism in Eukaryota, Fungi, Ascomycota, Lecanoromycetes, Lecanorales, Parmeliaceae.
AUGUUCCAUGCCACAACUAACAGCGUCAGAAUUUACAAACCUGGCACAAAAUUUAACAAAGAAACCGGUUUCUACCAAUCUUUCCCACCUGCCGAUCACUCUAUCUUUCAGAUUCUAGAAACCAAAGAGGCAAUGGCGCGCAAGAACAUGAUGAACCCGUACUUCUCUCAAGAAGCGAUUCGUCGCGCAGAGCCUCUGAUCCAAAAGUUCACGACUAAAUUCCUAACGAUCUUGGAGAGGGCAGCACGUGAAGCCAGACCCGUGAACAUGAGUUUGGGAUUCAAAUGCCUUGCAGCGGACACAAACAUGAAUUUCUCUUUCCAAAGGCCUUUGGGCGCUCUCGAUGCGCCGGACUUUGACUUUCCACUUGUGAGAGCGACCGAUGCGUCGAUAAAGGACGUUCAGUGGGUUCUUUACUUUCCCAAAAUGUUUAGAUCCUUGUUCGACGCAAUAGAUUUGCUCCCACAAAAGCUAGUCGAUAGGUUCUUUGAACCUUUGGCGCAGAUGAAAUGGGUCAUGAACACCUCCCGCGAUCGUAUUUUAGAACUCAAGAAACGCUCUGCCGUCGAUCGGCUUCCGACGGUCUUCGAUACCAUGCUGAAUCCCAACCUCGAAAAGGGCCAGUUCACCCCUUCGCUUGAUGAGCUCUCCGCAGACGCGGUGUUUUUGCUUAUCGCAGGCACGGAUACCACAGCACACAAUCUCAUAGUGGCAACAUACAGCACCCUGACCAAUCCCUCCAUAUUGGCGAGCCUCAAAGCCGAGCUGAGGGAGGCAAUGCCCGACAAGGACAGUCUGCUUGACUGGGCGGCCCUGGAGAAGUUACCUUAUUUGCGCGGCAUCAUCAAAGAAUCCCUACGCUCAUCCUCCGGUGCUCCUGGCCAUCUCCCACGUGUAGUCCCUCCAACAGGCGCUGUCUUCUGCGGGCGGAAGAUACCACCAGGAGUAAGAGGCCUCCUAAAGAUCCUCCAUGUUCACCACACCGACCCGGACAUCUUCGAGGACCCCAUGGUCUUUCGUCCUGAGCGAUGGUUGCAAGACGAUGCCACUGAAAUGGAAAGGAAUCUUCUGAGUUUCUCGCGCGGCUCAAGAAUGUGCCCAGGAAUGAAUCUGGCAUACGCUGAGCUCUACCUCACGCUUGCGCACCUGUUUCGCAGAUUCGAUCUCGAAUUAUAUCAGACUACGCCCGAGGAUAUGGAGUGGAAAGAUGUCACGGUGCCUAGAAUGAAAGGCCAUUUGAAGCUUCUGGUAAAAGAGGUGAAGGAUUGA